UAAUGAGCUUGAUCUUUAUGCGAACGUUGUACAUGUGCGUAGUUUACCUGGUGUAAAAACACGCCAUAAGGAUAUCGACACUGUUAUUAUUCGAGAACAAACUGAAGGUGAAUACUCUGCGUUAGAGCACGAAUCUGUGCAUGGAAUCGUCGAAUGCCUAAAGAUUAUAACAGCUAAAAAAUCAAUGCGCAUUGCCAAAUUUGCUUUUGAUUAUGCCACUAAAAACAAUCGUAAGAAGGUGACUGCUAUCCAUAAAGCAAAUAUCAUGAAAUUGGGCGAUGGACUGUUUUUGAGAUCAUGUGAAACAAUGGCCAAAUUAUAUCCACGUAUACAGUUCGAAAAAAUGAUUGUAGAUAAUACAACUAUGCAGUUAGUAUCAAAUCCGAAUCAGUUUGACGUCAUGGUAACACCAAAUUUAUAUGGUAACAUAGUCGAUAAUUUGGCUUCUGGAUUAGUUGGUGGUGCUGGUGUCGUAGCGGGUGCAUCCUAUUCAGCAGAAGCAGUUGUUUUUGAACCAGGUGCACGACAUACUUUCUCAGAGGCUGUAGGUAAAAACGUCGCUAAUCCAACAGCUAUGUUGUUGUGUGGCGCGAAAUUACUACGUCAUGUUAAUUUGCAAUCCUACAGUGAUAUGAUUACAAAUGCUAUUAGCAAGGUUCUAAAUGAUGGAAAAGUCAAAACUAAAGAUUUGGGUGGACAGUCAACAACACAAGAUUUUACCCGUGCUGUAAUACACAAUAUACAUUGAGCGCAAAUCAAAUAUGAAGUCACAAAUGAUAUAUAGAUGUGGUCACUGCUUCCUAUUCAUAAAUAGUCUUGAAAAGUUUUCAAGUGGUUGCGGUGAAGUAGUUAAUGAGCAACACCACACUACACCACUAUAUAUAAAACAACAUUUAUAGCCUCAACAGUUGUCAAAAUUUUGAUUAGUGAUUUAAUUAAUUUAUAAUUUAUCCUAUUAGUUGCAUAUUUUUCCUGAGUAUUAAUUUGGCGAAUAUUUUAUUAUGUUCUCUAAAUUUAGUUGUUUUUAAAUUUUUAUAUAUUUUUUUUGCUUAUUCGCAUACCGCCCAUUUAGUAAUCUCUUUUAACCUGUUCGUCCGUUGUCCCUGCUAAGUAUUAAUAUCCAAACAUUUUAUUUUGUGCCAGUUUAUUAUUAAGUUUUAUGUCUAUAUCAACUUUAACGCAAUUAGCAAAAUUUUAGUGUAUUUUUAAUAUAAUUUUUUAAUUCCAAAUAAAUUUCGGCCAAAUCGCAAAAAUCUAAAUU
Messenger RNA from Teleopsis dalmanni, 1261 nucleotides. RefSeq names its product isocitrate dehydrogenase [NAD] subunit beta, mitochondrial (gene Idh3b). Gene Ontology annotation, biological process: isocitrate metabolic process; tricarboxylic acid cycle. Gene Ontology annotation, molecular function: NAD binding; magnesium ion binding; oxidoreductase activity, acting on the CH-OH group of donors, NAD or NADP as acceptor. Gene Ontology annotation, cellular component: mitochondrion. Lineage: Eukaryota; Metazoa; Arthropoda; Insecta; Diptera; Diopsidae. The record is from RefSeq and is a predicted model, not a curated record.